Molecule: messenger RNA, 327 nt
Organism: Vairimorpha ceranae
Lineage: Eukaryota; Fungi; Microsporidia; Nosematidae
Product: ubiquitin-like protein
Exons: 1
Coding region: 1-327 (108 amino acids)
Biological process (GO): protein sumoylation
Cellular component (GO): nucleus; septin ring
Molecular function (GO): ubiquitin-like protein ligase binding; protein tag activity
Source: RefSeq, a predicted model, not a curated record
AUGGGAGAUAAUUCUAAAAUAAAUGAUCAAGAAAAAAUUACAUUAAAAAUACAAGAUCAAGAUGGUUCUACAUUAGAGUUUAAAGUUAAGAAAAAUGUUACAUUUAGAAAAAUAUUAAAGACUUUUGCUGACAAUGUACAUAAAAAUCCGAAUGAGCUUAGACUUACUUUUAAUGGAAAAGUGUUGGGAUUGGAUGAGACACCAGAUUUAAGAAAUAUGGAAGACGGUGAUGAGUUAGAGGUGUUUGCUUUACAAGUGGGUGGCUCUUAUAUUAAAUAUUUUUUUUAUUUAUUUUUUAUGAUCGAUUUUUUUCAUAAAACUAGAUAA